Messenger RNA from Anthostomella pinea, 897 nucleotides. Lineage: Eukaryota; Fungi; Ascomycota; Sordariomycetes; Xylariales; Xylariaceae. The record is from the annotation of a GenBank genome assembly.
AUGUUUCGGCAAGCGACAUCGAGCCUCCGAAGCUCAGUCUCGAGAGCUGCCGGGAUAAGGGUAGUGCCGCCAAUUGCGCGCGGCCGAGGAAAUACCAAUAGCCACCAGUUCUUCUCGCAGCUACGCCCCAGACCCCAUCGCAACAAUGCAAGGGCGCCACAUGCAAGCCUCGUGCCGGGCCCUGGACCCCGUCAAGACGGAUCGAAGAACAACAACAAUAUGCUGGCCAGCAGGGCGACCGCCACCAUCAUCGUCAUCCUGGUGACGCUCUUCGUCGACAUCAAGAAAGCCGGCGAGAGGUUGGGGAGGAAGCCCGGGUCCGACAUCAAAGACCUGGAUGCCGAGACGCAGCACGGCGUCGAGAUGGUCAACGUCAUCUUCGAGACCGUCGGCAUGCUGGUCCGCGACGAGACCGCCGAGACGCUGUCCACCUUCUGGGCCGUCGGCCGCGCCGUGCUCGGCGACUUCUUCGCCGCCGGCAGCGAGGUCGCGGAGCACGGCUCCGUCCCCCUGCCGGAGUCGGCCGACAGCCCCGAGGCGCAGAUCUUCUCCGUGCCGGAUUCCUACGACCCGGAAAAGCGGUUCGUGGUGUACCAGGCCUUCGUCCGCGUCGAUGACCGGGACCGUGAGGGGGCCGGCGGCCGGGUUGAUGACGGAUUGAAACCGGGCGUCGAGCACCGCCUGAUGGACGAUUUUGAGGCGCGACGGGCGGAGCUGGGGACCAACCGCGGGCUCGUCGUCUGCGUGUUCGGCAAGGGGGCCAUCCAGACCUUCUACUUCGAUGGCCACCGGUGGAUUGAGUGCAUGAUCUACGAGAUCUCGCACAACAGCAAGAGAGACGUUGCCAUUGCGGCCGAAAGCGACAUGUCUAUGAUGCCGGGGGAGGGUGACUACUGA